UCCUGUUCUCUCACUCUUCAGACGGAUGUUACCACUGUCCCUCCAGUCCCAACGCCCUCACGCUUGGACGCUCCUUCCCAACAAGAAAGUCUUCAGGGUCGACGGCAACCCCCCCAGCUUGGGAACGUCUAAUAUGGCACAGUUAGGAUUCCCCAUCCUCCCCAUUCUCCUGGGUUUGACCUGGCCUCAGUUGGGAGCUGCCCAAGGUGCAAACGAUUGUGGCCACUGCUUUCGGAUCGAUCCCGGCACCAUUGCAGGAGUCGUGCUGGGAGACUUGUUCCUGACUUUGCUCAUUGCUCUCGGAGUCUACUACGUGGUCAGCUGUAUCUAUAAGCAGCAAGCAACCAGCAGCGACAAGGCUCAGCAUGAAUCUCCCUAUGAGGAACUUCAAGGGCAGCGAAUGGAUAUAUACAGCGACUUGAAAAAUCCAGGUUCCCGAAUUGCUUACAGAUAAUCUUCCUCCACUUCCUUGACCUUCUAACAUUAAAUAAGAAAUUCUGAGAUUGAAGUCAUUUUCGGAAGAUCAGCUCCACUGUUGUGUGCAAGCUUUCCACUGUGAAGUUCUACCUGAUGGCUUUCCCUAUAUAAACAUCUUGCACUUCAAUCAACAUUUAGUCUAUUUUCAAAACUGUCUGUGUCUCCCACGACCCAUACUUGCUACUCUUUUAAUAAGUGUGUCACCUAGGGUCACUUGGGCAAUGGAGGUGGCUUAUAAAUUGAACAAAUAAGUAAAUAAAAUUAGACACAUUUAGGACUCAGUGGCUAAGAUGCUGAGCUUGUCCAGGGGUGAAAUGUUACCAGUUCGGAACGGUUCGAGUGAACUGGUAGUUUAAAAAAUGCUACCAGUUCAGGCGAACCAGUAUUUCUGAUGAUCAACUGGGUGACGAUCAGCUGUGACGUGUGAUUUAUAUUAGCUAGAAUCGUCUGAUUUCCUGCUUUCUACUGUAACUAAUCUAAAUCGCGUGGCGCAGUGGAUUCCCUCCCCCCGCUGCUCUACUUACCUUCAAAAUUUUCCUUUUUUAGCGCUGCGCGUGUGCGCCUCAAGUGCACAUGCGCGCGAAGCACGUCCUUGGUAGCAGACUCACAGAACCAGUAGCAGACUUCAGAGGAUUUCACCCCUGAGCUUGUCAAUCAGAAAGGUCAGCAGUUUGGUGGUUCAAAUCCUUAGUCCAGGUCUCCUUUGUUAGCAGGGAGUUGGACCAGAUGACCUCUAUGGUCCCUUCCAACUCUGUUACUGUUAUUUAAUAAUAAUAAUAAUAUCAGAGUUGGAAGAGACCUUGGAGGUCUUGUAGUCCAACCUCCUGCCCAGGAAGGAAACCCUACACCAUUUCAGACAAAUAGUUAUCCAACAUUUUCUUAAAAAUUUCCAGUGUUGGAGCAUUUACAACUUCUGCAGGCAAGUUGUUCCACAUUAUUUACCUGAAUCACCCAUCUGUUCCACCCCACUGGUGGUCCUAUCAUUGAAAGAGUUCUUCGGGAAGUGUGAACUCACUGUUCUCCAAACAGAGCCAUGAUUUCUGCCCAGAUAGGGGAGCUGAAUGAUUAAAAAAUUUAGUCAAUAAAUAACAAAAAAAAAUCAAAGUAGACAGAUUCUGGCAUAGCCAUCGAGGCCAUGUCUCUCAUCAGACUCAAAGACCUAACUGAAUCUGAGUUGCCCCCAUAAUCAUAUAUCCAAAGAAGGCUGCCUGGAAGAUUUGGGGGAAUCUAUUUAUUAGGUUGUUGUUUUUCGUGGAGGCCUCUCAGUUCCUUUUUUUUUUUGCUCAAAAACAAAAGGGUUGAGUUCAAACACAGCCGCCUUGAAAUUUUGAGGAAAUUGAAAUGAAUAGGGUCUUAAAACCUCAUAUAUUUGAUUUGGAUGAAGUUCAUUAAAUUCACUUCCAAACCCAUAAUUUACACAAUUUUUUUAAAAAAGGUGUAGUCCUCUGGAACAGGGAUCUUUAAGCCUGGCGACUUUAAGCCUGGAGGACUUCAACUCCCAGAAUACCCCAGCCAGCAAAGCUGGCUGGGGAAUUCUGGAAGUUGAAGUCCACCAGGCUUAAAGUUGCCAAAGUUGGAGACCCCUGCUCUGGAAAGCCCAAAUGCUUGGUUGUUAUGGAAGAUGUACAAAUUGCUUUUACUAGUGCUAUUUGUUUAUUAACUUCUUCUAGUAUACACUGAGUUCCAGGGAGAAGCAUUUCCCCUAACUUGCUUUUAAUCUGAAAGACUAGAAAGUCAACUUUGGACUUCCAGCAUGCAAGCAGAUAUUCUAUCAACUAAGGAAAGAGAAUGUCUAAAACAAGGGGGUCCAACCCUGGCAACUUUAGGAUUUGUGGACUUUCAACUCCCAGAAUUCCCCCAGCCAGCAUGGCUGGCUGAGGAAUUCUGGGAGUUGAAGUCCACAAGUCUUAAAGUUCCUAAGGUUGGACAUCCCGGAUGUAAGAGAUUCUCGUUUCCUUUGCUUCCCAUUUAAGUGCAUGGCCGAGACCUUAGGCAUAUUGUUUAUGGAUUUGCUAUACUUUUAUUACCUUUUUUGCAUAUAAUUUGUGUAUAUUUUUUCACUGAGGGUUUUUUUUUUCCAUUCAAUAAAGUUUGCUUUGCUAUAA
Messenger RNA from Ahaetulla prasina, 2582 nucleotides. RefSeq names its product transmembrane immune signaling adaptor TYROBP (gene TYROBP). Lineage: Eukaryota; Metazoa; Chordata; Lepidosauria; Squamata; Colubridae. The transcript has 5 exons. Gene Ontology annotation, cellular component: cell surface. Gene Ontology annotation, molecular function: signaling receptor binding. Gene Ontology annotation, biological process: microglial cell activation involved in immune response; negative regulation of B cell proliferation; positive regulation of natural killer cell activation. The record is from RefSeq and is a predicted model, not a curated record. Bases 26 to 454 code for a protein of 142 amino acids.